AUGGACUGCAGAUAUAAGCUAUGCCUUGCGCAGGUCAAACGAAAGGAAAAGGAGGAAUGGGUCCUGGUACUUAAGUACCCCAACGGGAAGAAGAACCGCUGGCUCUUAUCGACAGGCGGCCCAGGCACAAGCGAGGUAUACGAACGGUACUCCAAAAAGCGGGACGACCUGCCUGAUUGUAGCGAGUUCUGGCUGAUUGCCAAACUCACGGAUGAGGAGGUGUAUCAUGAGUUCAAGCCGGAGUGGAAAAUGACGCUGCCUGGUCCAAACAAGUUCUUCAUAGUGCGGUUCCUAGAUCGCCUAGCGAGACGGGGACUGGUUGAUGAGUCUGUUAUCGAAAAGCUAAAGGAGGAGGCCUACUAUUCUGAUAGGGAGCUGAAAUGCUUCAAAGGCAGGUACACUAAUGUUGAUCAGGCGUUUAUUGAAGAUAGCCGCCACGAAGACAAUGCCUUUUAUCCCUACAAAUAG
This is a messenger RNA of Aspergillus versicolor CBS 583.65, 468 nucleotides long. RefSeq lists its product as uncharacterized. The coding region runs from base 1 to 468 and encodes 155 amino acids. The record is from RefSeq and is a predicted model, not a curated record. Lineage: Eukaryota; Fungi; Ascomycota; Eurotiomycetes; Eurotiales; Aspergillaceae. The transcript has a single exon.